Populus nigra (black poplar) is the source of this 501-nucleotide messenger RNA. RefSeq lists its product as uncharacterized. The transcript has a single exon. Lineage: Eukaryota; Viridiplantae; Streptophyta; Magnoliopsida; Malpighiales; Salicaceae. The record is from RefSeq and is a predicted model, not a curated record. Bases 1 to 501 code for a protein of 166 amino acids.
AUGGUCAUAACAUCACCACAACACGACUCCAGCUCUAGCUCACCACCAAAGAGGCUAUCCCCAGGUUUCCUUGUGUCCGUAUCAUAUCUCAUGGCUCUUUGUGCCAAGCAUGCAAGCCGUGUCUCAAGCAAGCUCAAAACAGCCAACAAGCCAACCUACAAGAACAACUGCAGCACCAUCAACAAGAGCCCAAGACACUCUCCAAGAUUGCCACUUGCAAGGCCAAAGCAGCUCUUGACACAAAUAAGCAACAAGGCCAUCACGUUGAUGCAUCUCCGGAGAAAGGAUGAUCAGGAAAACGUCGAUGUUCUUCUGGGUCCUGAUGAGUUUGGUGAUGGUGGUGUCUGGCAAAAGGCUAUCUUGAUGGGUGAUAAGUGUCAGCCAUUGGAUUUCUCAGGGGUAAUUUAUUAUGAUGGUAGUGGGAAGCAGCUCAACGAGGUUCCUCUAAAGUCCCCACGUGCCAGUCCCUUGCCCGCGUACUUGAUUCGUCCACCAAAAUAG